AUGUCAUCAUUACAUUCUCUUUUGGCUCUUGAUAGCCGCCCUAUAGAUGAGAGCUAUAUUUCUGAGUUGAAGCGGCUUUUGAAGAGCGGAAUUCCAGCGACUUAUACGCUUGAACAAGCUGCAGCUCACGAAGCUGGACAAGAGGACCCAGAGGGACCUGAAUUUAACACUACGCCGUUACACAUUCUCGUGAGAUCCUUGCCCGAUGACGUGAGUGAUCAAGAGUCCAAAACGGUGCUGGAGAUGAUGGAGGUUCUCUUUGAAUAUGGAGCAGGAUGGAACUUUCUCGAUUUCGAAGGGAAGAGCGUUGGUGACAUUCUGUGGGAUCGCAGGAUGCGUGAGGGCAAUAUCCUGUACGAGAGGGUUGUCGAAGCCGGGGUUAGCGCGGAAUUGUUGCUUCGUAAACUCGGAGAAUUGAUGCCUCAACCUUCGGUCGAGGAAGAAACUGGUGACGGGGAAGCAUCCAAUAGGGACGCUGCUGAAAACCAAGAAACCUAUUUGAAUUCUGACCUUGAAUAUACGGAUUCCGCACUGGUAACUAAGGAUAAUCGUGACGGAGUCAUGAUGGACUGGGAAACAGAUAUCAUGCGGCUGGCGCGCGACAGCAUGUUCAAAUACGGCGACACAUCAAGUGAGACCGGUCCUGUCGUUUGCAAUAUUGGCUUUGGCAUGGGGAUUAUCGAUACUUUCAUUCAGGAACGAAGUCCUGCAAAACACUACAUAUGCGAGGCGCACCCUGCGGUGCUGGCUCGCAUGCGGCAAGAAGGCUGGUACGACCGGCCAGGAGUUGUUGUUCUUGAAGGCCGUUGGCAGGACACUCUUUCGGCGUUGCUAGACGCCGGCAAUGUGUUUUUCGACGCCAUUUAUUAUGACACUUUCAGCGAGCAUUACAGCGACAUGCUUGACCUGUACGACACCGUCGUAGGACUCUUGAAACCCGAAGGUGUAUUUUCGUUUUUCAAUGGGUUGGGUGCCGAUCGGCCGGUGUGUUACGACGUUUACAGACGUAUAGUCGAGAUGGAUCUGCGUGAUUAUGGUCUCAAGUGUUCUUUUGAGCCUGUGCAACUAUCACAACUUCCUAGCUGGAAAGAUGUGCGUAGACCUUACUUCGCGUGCGAAACUUAUUAUCAUCCGGAAAUAAGGUUUGCUUAG
Lachancea mirantina is the source of this 1152-nucleotide messenger RNA. The record is from the annotation of a GenBank genome assembly. NCBI's taxonomy places the organism in Eukaryota, Fungi, Ascomycota, Saccharomycetes, Saccharomycetales, Saccharomycetaceae.